GGGAGAACGGAGAGACCCAUUUAUAAGAAUAAGAAAAUGAGGCGGAACUGAUUGAUUCUAAUGCAGCUUGAAAAUGAGUGAUUCAGAGGAUCCCGAGCUGGAGGAAGAGCUUCAGGCUGCUGACGAACUCCUUCAAGAUAUGCAGAAUGAUGCACAGAGUGAACCUCAGCCAAGACCAGUGCGCUGGAAAAAACGUGACAGACAGGGAGAUUUUAUUCCUCAAAGGCCAUCAACCAGUCGAAGUACUACUUGCAUGCCAGGUGUGUCCAGAGAUCAGCAUCAAUGUCCACGUGAAGAAACUAGUUAUGUUACCAGUGUCAACCCAACAAAAGUGUAUGGAACUGAGGUGCUUCGUCAGGAGCUCCUUCAGUUGUUGGAGGAUGGAGAAGAGGACGCAGCCAUGACUUGUGAGACGUCGUCUGAGUCAGCUGCUACUCACUGGGCGAUCAGAAAUAUGGUGUCCUCGCAAAAGUGGAAAGAGGCCAGGCCUUGUCUUAUAGACAAUAUGUUAGCUACUCUGGAUCCACAGUCACACCGUGUGUGUCAGUGUGGCAAACAAGUAGUUGUGAGGUGUCUGGACUGCCUGCCUCUUCCAUUCCUUUGUGCUGACUGUGAUAUUGCAGUUCACACACGCUUUGUCCUGCACAACAGAGAGGCUGUAACAGGAGGGUUUUUGCAGCCUUCAUCAGAGUUUCACAAGCCAAUUGGUAACAUUGAGGUUUCACCCGGCUCAAUUGUGGCUCUUGUAACCAUAAAUGGCCGUUAUAACCUUGCACUGCCAGUGGUGAGAUGCACCAGCUGUGGCCUAAUGUGGUCCCCCUCAGUUAAGGACAUCCUGGGUAGUGGAUAUUGGCCUGGCACCUUAAAUUUCUGCACCCUGUUUUCAAUGGAUGUCUUUCAGUCUUUCUAUGACAUUAAGAAGGCUGCACCAGGGAUGUCACUUAAGGCAUUUGUCAAAAUGCUGGAUGAACGAACAGCCCAUUUUGGAAGGACUGGCCGAAUAUCAGCUGAUGCCUUCAGUAGAAGUUUCUUGGAGUGGAGUGCUGUAAAGUUUGAGGUGGACAGGAUGUGCAAGGAGCCAUGCUUUAGCUGCCCUGCCUGCACUCCAGACAUGCUUGCCGUCUCAGUUGAUGGAAACCGUAAGCUUUAUCGCUUUCAAUCUAAUGCAAGCACUUCAGAGCAGGGGAACUUUGAAGGUGUCUUCAUUGAAAAAGAUGAGGACGUUGCUGAGUUUGUGAAAUACAUCCAGAGACAUACAAAUCAUGUCCCGGGGAAAGGGUUGUGCGGAUCUUCAUCUUGGACUGCAGCAAAGGAGUCGUCCAAAAAGUCCACUGGGAAGUUGGAUGAAGAGGGCAUGGAAAUAGCUGUUUGUCGCCACGGAGUCCUCUUAGCUGCAUUGAACAUGUUUUGA
Molecule: messenger RNA, 1411 nt
Organism: Pelmatolapia mariae (spotted tilapia)
Lineage: Eukaryota; Metazoa; Chordata; Actinopteri; Cichliformes; Cichlidae
Exons: 10
Coding region: 74-1411 (445 amino acids)
Source: RefSeq, a predicted model, not a curated record